Molecule: messenger RNA, 1329 nt
Organism: Prorocentrum cordatum
Lineage: Eukaryota; Dinophyceae; Prorocentrales; Prorocentraceae
Source: the annotation of a GenBank genome assembly
AUGGCGUCCUCGAAGUCCACCUCCCUCGGCGAGCCGAUCCUCGAUGGGCUGCCGAUCUGCGUGCCCCAGAUCCUGAUGCCGCGCGCGGACAUCUCCCUCGACAAGUGGGCGACGGUGGCCUGCGACCAGUUCGAGUCUGAGCCGGCGUACUGGAAGGAGAUGGCCGAGCACGCCGCUGGAGUCCCGUCGGCGAUGAACAUCGUUUUCCCCGAGGUAUACCUCGCGUCCGUCACCGGGGCAGACCCAUCAGAAGACACCAAGCGCAUCGAGCAGAUCGGCAAGACCAUGAAGCAGUACGUCGCCGACGGCGUCUUCCGCGAGCGCGCCCCCGCGUUCCUGGCCCUCGACCGCAAGACGGAGCAGGUCCCGACCCGCAAGGGCUUGAUCUUGGCAGUCGACCUCGACGAGUACAACUACAACUGCCCAGAGCCCACGCUCAUCCGGCCCACGGAGAAGACAAUCGUGGCCAGGCUUCCCCCACGCAUCGCCAUCCGUAAGGACGCCCCGCUCGAGCUGCCGCACAUCAUCAUGAUCAUCGACGAUCCCGGCAAGACCGUGAUCGAACCGCUCUUCACCACAGAGGGGCUCACGGUGCCGGAGUACGAGUGCAAUCUUUUCAAGGGCGCCGGCUCCGUCAAGGGCUUUACCGUCACGCCGAAGGGUACCGAGCACGUGGCAUCGGCGAUGAAGGCAUUGUCUGCGAAGGAGUUCGCCGCUGCCGAGGCCGCCAAGCGAAAGCCGUCCACCAUCCUCAUCGGUGACGGGAACCACUCUCUCGCCACCGCCAAGAGUUGCUGGGAGAACCUCAAAACUCAGCCAGGGAUCGACAAGGAGACGCACCCAGCGCGCUACGCGCUCGUGGAGCUCCAGAACCUGCACGACGACGGCGUGGUCUUUGAGCCCAUCCACCGCAUCCUGGAGGGCGCCAAGGCAGAUGACAUCCAGUCGACGCUCGAGGCGGCCUGGGGCUGCAAGGCCACUCCCUUCGUGAGCCCCCAGCCGAUUCACUCCGUCGUCAUCGUGAGGCCAGAGGGAAGGUUCACACUGGUGCCGCCUCUGGAGAAGUUGCCCAUCGUGUCCAUGACGGAGCCCAUGGACGAGUUCGUGGCUUCGCACCCGGAGGUGAAGAUCGGCUACGUUCACGGCGAGGAGCCGGUCGACGAGGCCGUGAAGGAGGGCAAAGCUGUCGGUUUGUUGCUGCCCAAGCUCGACAAGUCUCGGUUCCUCGAGACUGUGCACGCCAUCGGUACGUUGCCGCGCAAGGCCUUCAGCAUGGGCGAGGCCAACGAGAAGCGCUUCUACAUCGAGGCGCGCAACAUCUUGCCGUGA